UGCUCUUUCCCGAGUAGGAGGCGGCGCAUUUCUGUGACGCGCACUCUGGGGCGCGCUUCCCCUCCGACAUUUCUCCCUCCUCUAGAGGGGCGGAGCCAAGUAAUCCCCCUUUUUCUCAUCGCCCUCCUCCCUCUCCCUUCCACCCUCCUCGAGCUCCGUCCUCCCCCGAGCACGAGCGGCUUCCGUGGCGGCGGCGGCGGCGGCGGUUGUUGUUGUCGUGCCCGCGCCCGCUCCCGCUCCGGCAGUACCACUUGCUCCCCAGCCCCCAGCCCCCGGCCCCUGGCGGGCUAUGGUGCCGCGGUGCCGGCAGAUCUGGGCGGCGGAGAGGAGGGCAUGAAGGAGGAUGGAAGCGGAGGACGAGGUGUCCCUCCGGGAGCAGCAUUUCCACAGCCAAGUGCGGGAGUCCACGAUAUGCUUUCUUCUGUUUGCUGUUCUCUACAUUGUUUCCUACUUCAUCAUCACAAGAUACAAGAGGAAGUCAGAUGAACAGGAAGAUGAAGAUGCCAUAGUCAACAGAAUUUCGCUGUUUUUGAGCACCUUCACGUUGGCAGUUUCUGCUGGUGCUGUUUUGCUUCUUCCUUUCUCAAUAAUCAGCAAUGAAAUCCUCCUUUCUUUUCCACAAAACUACUAUAUUCAGUGGUUAAAUGGCUCCUUGAUUCAUGGUUUGUGGAAUCUUGCUUCUCUCUUUUCCAAUCUUUGUUUGUUUGUGUUGAUGCCUUUUGCCUUUUUCUUUCUGGAAUCAGAGGGAUUUGCUGGGCUGAAGAAGGGAAUCAGAGCACGAAUUUUGGAAACUGUUGUUAUGCUGAUUCUUCUUGCACUGCUUAUUUUUGGAAUAGUUUGGGUAGCUUCUGCUCUCAUUGACAAUGAUGCUGCCAGUAUGGAAUCUUUAUAUGAUCUCUGGGAAUUCUACCUACCUUAUUUAUAUUCCUGUAUAUCAUUAAUGGGAUGUUUAUUACUUCUUUUGUGCACACCAGUUGGACUUUCACGAAUGUUCACAGUCAUGGGGCAGCUGUUGGUGAAACCAACAAUUCUUGAAGACCUCGAUGAACAAAUUUAUAUAAUUACACUUGAGGAAGAAGCACUUCAGAGGAGACUAAAUGGGUUAUCUUCAUCAGUGGAGUACAAUACAAUGGAACUGGAACAAGAACUUGACAAUGUGAAGGCAAUGAAGUCAAAAUUAGAGAGACGAAAAAAGGCUUCAGCAUGGGAACGGAAUUUGGUGUAUCCUGCUGUCAUGGUUCUUCUUCUUAUUGAAACAUCCAUUUCAGUCCUCCUGGUUGCCUGCAACAUCCUUUGCCUCUUGGUUGACGAAACUGCAAUGCCAAAGGGAUCGAGGGGACCUGGCAUAGGAAAUGCUUCCCUUUCUACUUUUGGUUUUGUGGGAGCAGCACUUGAAAUAAUUUUGAUUUUUUACCUUAUGGUGUCCUCCGUUGUCGGCUUCUACAGCCUCCGCUUUUUUGGGAGCUUUACUCCCAGGAAAGACGACACGACUAUGACAAAGAUAAUUGGAAAUUGUGUUUCAAUCUUAGUCUUGAGUUCUGCACUACCUGUGAUGUCAAGAACCUUGGGAAUUACCAGAUUUGAUCUUCUUGGAGACUUUGGAAGAUUUAACUGGCUAGGGAAUUUCUACAUUGUACUCUCCUACAAUUUGCUGUUUGCUAUUGUAACAACUUUAUGUCUAGUCAGAAAGUUCACCUCUGCUGUUCGAGAAGAACUUUUCAAGGCCUUAGGUCUUCACAAACUUCAGCUCUCAAACAAUGCAAGAGACUCAGAAACAUCCAAACCUUCUGCAAAUGGGCAUCAGAAAUCACUGUGAGAGAGACAAUCAAUAAUCUUUUGCAGUUAGAAGAACUGAAAAUUCCGACCUCAUGACAUUCCUGUCAUUGUCAUCAAAAUAUUUUUUGUACUAAUUUUUGGUUUAUAUUUUGAGCUCCAGCCUGUAAAUGUCAUUUUCCACACUGUACUUGUGAGAAUCUGGUUACUUCAGAUUCUACUUUUUCUAGUCUGACUUUUUGACCUGUACCUACAUGUUCUACAGAUUCCUUGAAGACUGGAACCCGAGAAGAACAUGGAAUUACUUUUCUGCAGACAGAGUAUGGUACAUCAAUAGAUGUAACAUCCAUACUUUGGAAAGUUCUGUCCUUGCUUACUAUGAAAAUAUAUUUAAAAAACAGGUUUUGAGAUAUUUAACAUAUUCAUUUAAAGUCCAUCACAAACUGGACCAAAAGUUAUAUAAAUAUUAGUAGAAGGUGUUCUUGAUUGUAAAUGAAGAUCUCACCCCAAAUGCAGUUUUUAAAUGCUUGUGAAUGUCAGUUAUUAUAAUGUAGGCUGCAUUAGAAUUAGCGAUUAGCAUUCCAGAAUUAUAUUUGGAAAUGACUUUUUAAAAGUUUUUUUGUAGGUUUAAUUUUGAAUAAUAGAAGCUUUUGCUUCUGGUAAUUGUUACAGACAAGGUGGAUCAGCCGAUGAGCCCAAGGGACAAAUCUUCUUAAAUCUGAGCCUAGUGUGCUUCUUAGAGAGCCACAGAAAUGUCUUCUGUUUUGCAUUAUAAUAAGCUAUGGCAAGAUGUAUUGUGUGGUCACAUUAGAUCUAUAAAAUUGUGUCUGUUCUAUUUAGCAUUUACCCCCAUAACAGUUGUCAGUGUGAGAAUCCCACUUAUAAUUUAGAUUUACCUCAUAGGCUUCCAAGUAUCAGUGGCUUUCCUGGCCUUUGGGUAAGUUAAUAUCAUUUCUCUGCUCUGAUAUGGCCCGACAACUGAUCAAAAUAUAAAUAUUGGUCAUCUAAAGCCAUGUCUGCCACUGAGUUAUUUAGUCCUUUAUUACUAUUUUGUAUACUAAAACUUAAAUAUCAGGCUUAUAAAAUUUUAAAUCUAUUACCCAAAGUCUAUGCAGGGACAGGCUUGUUGUAAGAAAAGAUUGGCAGUGCAGUGUGAUGUAAGUAAUAAUUUUUAAAAUGAUCUAUUUCUAUCAGAUGAUUUUGCUGACCAAUGCCACCAAUUGAAAAAUAGAAAAUAUUAUUCCAUAUGACCAUACAUGGGCAAAUUGCCCAGAAUUCUGCAUGUAAAAUGUAUAAUAUGGACACAUUUGCACAAAAUUCAUAUAUAUGCAAUUUAUAUAUACACACAUGCACUAUGUGUAUGGGAAUAGAUUGUCUGUGUUCAGACAAAGUUACUAAAAUGUUUGUUUUUCACAUUGCUGAAUUUAAGGGAGUGUGUGAAUGUGUGAGCACGUGAGUGCGCAUGUGUGUGUGUGUGUAUGUGUGUGUGUGUGUGUGUGUGUUUAUAUUCAUAAAACUGGAAUGUGUAUAUUUGGCAUCUGAAACUUUGCUUUCACUUAGAACCCAAUGAUGAGGAAAUGACUUUUAACUCUUGAAGAUUCAUAUAUUCCAUGCAGUCUGCUAUGGCUCUGUUUUCCCUUUCCUUCAGAUAGACCAGAAGGAUGUCAAAUCUACAAUACAGGUUAAAAAAUAACCACCAUCAAACACUCAGUGUUUUUAAGCACUCCAAGAAUCCAAGACUCGUGAAUUUCCUGAAGCAGUCUCAUUUGAAUGGAAAGAGCUCCUCAAAUAUUAAGUAUUAGAUAAUUAAUAAAGAUCAGCUGCCUCGUUUCUGCUUUUUAUUUCACAAUUAAUCAUAAUUUAGGCAUCAGUUAUGUGCAAACAUACAAGGGUUGGACUACAGUCCCUGCCUGAAAGACUUAUGAACAGGAUUUAACCGAUAAGAUCGGAUGAAGGCUAUAAGAGAGAAAUAGAGUCAGGAGCCUAGACGAUUAUAUUUUGUAUGGUCAUUAGACGUGGCAGUGGAUAGCAUUUUUGACCUGCAUCGUACACUUCAAGGAAGAAUUCUGGGGCAUGGACUUGGUGUCAGAAAAGUGAUGACUAAAUUAUCUUUUUAUAAAUUAUUUCUAUUUGUCAUGCUUUUGUAAUAUGUAGACUUUUAUUUCCAAAAUUGAUGUAGACAAGUAGCGAGUGAUACAGUGUGCUAAGAUAAAAUCUUCUUCCUUAUUUUUUAAUGUUUCUCAAGCAGUGAUGGUGAUUGUGAUGAGCACAAAUUAUUAAAUGACUCAUAACUUACUACAUAAUCACAAUAGAUUUAGAUUUUAAGAGUAACCACUAUAUUUUUGAUUAUUUGUUUUUUCAAAUUGCUUCUGAGACUUACUACUGAAGUUCAACCUUUUUUUUUUUCUGCACUGAAGGUCCACAACAGGAGUGGCCAACAGCAUUCAGUUCUGUUACCACCAACAGUCACCAUCUCAGUCUUCCUUUUGUUGUCUGCUAGCAAGAGAGAAGAGGUACUGCUACAAAAAAGAGGCCCAAAUGUUACUACUUACAUCAGCAUUUCUUUUCCAUUUACAUAGGCAGUGAUACAAGAUUAUAUUAAAUCCAGUGUUUGCUUUUUGAUGUUUCCCACUUCCCCAUAGCUGUUUAAUGGAGUGUCAGGAGCACCAGUCACAAAGGUUUCUUGGAUUAGUAAACUUAAGUGAAAGAAAGAUACCUUAUGUAGCACUAAGAGGAGCCAGUGUGAUUUGGUAGACCAUUAUUAAUUGAUUCUUCGCUAUUUUUAAUAAAUUGCUCAAGACAUUUGAACAGAUUUCUGCUGCUUUGUCAUAUUAGCCAAAUUCAACAUCCACUUAGCAGCUUAAUGUACAUUCUUGAAACAAACUUUUCUGCAUACUAAACUCUUCAGAGAUCAGUGGGAAAGCAAUUUGUGUGUAUUUCAUUGAAACAUCCUUUGAACUGCCAUAUUUAGUCAUUACUGCUGGGUAUAGGUGGCGUGUUCUAAAUUGUUUUGACUCCCAAUUUACAUUCAAGGUGCUUGUAUAGCUCAUCUUGGCAACAUCAUCUGCCUCAUUUGUUGUGAGUGAGACAUAGAUAUCCUUUUUUUUUUUUGUCACUCCAGUGUCGGUGUACCAUAAAUAUGACCAAAAAUGUGUGUUUAAAAUUAUAUUUAAGCCAGUAUGUGGCCUUUUGUUUUUUUGUUGUUAGCACAGUGUUUUAUGUAUAAUGGCAGGACUCUUGGAAUAUGAUCUUUUUUUGUUUUGUUUUGUUUUGUUUGAAAAAUGUAAGUACAUCUACAGUAUUGACUUUUUAAACUUUUAAACUAAAAUUACACUGUUUUGAUGUUACUGUACAAAUUUUCGAACGCCCUGGCAAAUGAUUCUUGUUUAUAGAUUGUACUGUGAUGUUUAUCUUUUGGUCGUUUGUUCCUCUGAGAUACUUUUGAGUGUGACUGUUUUAAAAUGUCUUAGCAAUUAAAGAGUUUUACAAAAAGUCA
Messenger RNA from Monodelphis domestica (gray short-tailed opossum), 5269 nucleotides. It is a transcript of the gene LMBR1, whose product is annotated as limb development membrane protein 1. The record is from RefSeq and is a predicted model, not a curated record. Gene Ontology annotation, molecular function: transmembrane signaling receptor activity. Gene Ontology annotation, cellular component: plasma membrane. NCBI's taxonomy places the organism in Eukaryota, Metazoa, Chordata, Mammalia, Didelphimorphia, Didelphidae. Gene Ontology annotation, biological process: signal transduction.